GGCAGCUCUUUGUUUCAGCCCCCCUUCACUAGCCUGCUGCCCCCCCUCCAACUCUUCCCUCCGAUCCCUCCGCCCCUUGCUCUCCGCCUAGUCUUUUCCCCUCCCAGCUGCCUGCCUGCCUGCCAGGGGUAGUGAGCCGGCUGAGCGGCAUGGAGUCGCUAGAACUUCGGGGGGCCUUGGCUUUCCUCCUCCUCUGCUCUUUCGCGUCUGCCAGUCAGGACCUGCAGGUAAUUGACCUGCUGACUGUGGGCGAGUCCCGGCAGAUGGCGGCCGUGGCAGAGAAGAUCCGGACAGCUCUCCUUACUGCUGGGGACAUCUACCUCUUGUCCACCUUCCGCCUCCCUCCCAAGCAAGGCGGCGUCCUCUUUGGCCUGUAUUCUCGUCAAGACAACACACGAUGGCUGGAAGCUUCUGUUGUUGGGAAGAUCAACAAAGUACUGGUGCGGUACCAGCGGGAGGAUGGCAAAGUUCAUGCAGUGAACCUACAGCAAGCAGGCCUGGCCGACGGACGCACACACACGGCUCUCCUGAGGCUCCGAGGACCAUCUCGACCUAGCCCUGGCCUGCAGCUCUAUGUGGACUGCAAAUUGGGUGACCAACAUGCCGGCCUCCCAGCACUGGCCCCUAUUCCUCCAGCGGAGGUCGGCGGGCUGGAGAUUAGAACUGGCCAGAGGGCUUACCUGAGGAUGCAGGGCUUUGUGGAAUCAAUGAAAAUUAUCCUGGGUGGGUCCAUGGCUCGAGUAGGAGCCCUGAGCGAGUGUCCCUUCCAAGGCGACGAGUCCAUCCACAGUGCAGUGACCAGUGUGCUGCAGUCCAUUCUAGGGGAGCAGACCAAGGCGCUGGUCACCCAACUCACCCUCUUCAACCAGAUCCUGGUGGAGCUGCGGGAUGACAUCCGAGACCAGGUGAAAGAGAUGUCCCUCAUCAGAAACACCAUCAUGGAGUGUCAGGUGUGCGGCUUCCACGAGCAGCGUUCCCACUGCAGCCCCAACCCCUGUUUCCGAGGCGUGGACUGCAUGGAAGUGUACGAGUAUCCGGGCUACCGCUGCGGCCCCUGCCCCCCGGGCCUGCAGGGCAACGGGACCCACUGCGCUGACAUCGAUGAGUGUGCUCAUGCUGACCCCUGUUUCCCGGGCUCCAGCUGCAUCAACACCAUGCCUGGCUUCCACUGUGAGGCCUGUCCUCAAGGGUACAAGGGCACCCAGGUGUCCGGUGUGGGCAUCGACUAUGCUCGGGCCAGCAAACAGGUCUGCAGUGACAUUGAUGAAUGCAGUGAUGGCAAUAACGGAGGCUGUGACCCGAACUCCAUCUGCACCAACACUGUGGGCUCUUUCAAAUGUGGACCCUGUCGCCUGGGUUUCCUGGGCAACCAGAGCCAGGGCUGCCUCCCAGCAAGGACGUGCCACAGCCCAGCCCACAGCCCCUGCCACGUGCACGCUCACUGUCUCUUUGAACGCAACGGGGCGGUUUCCUGCCAGUGUAAUGUGGGCUGGGCAGGAAACGGGAAUGUGUGUGGGCCUGAUACAGACAUCGAUGGCUACCCUGACCAGGCCCUGCCCUGCAUGGAUAACAACAAACACUGCAAGCAGGACAACUGCCUCUUGACACCUAACUCUGGGCAGGAAGAUGCUGAUAAUGACGGCGUGGGGGACCAGUGUGACGACGACGCUGAUGGGGAUGGGAUCAAGAAUGUUGAGGACAACUGCCGACUGUUCCCCAACAAGGACCAGCAGAACUCGGAUACAGACUCGUUUGGCGAUGCCUGUGACAACUGCCCCAACGUUCCCAACAAUGACCAGAAGGACACAGAUGGCAAUGGAGAAGGAGACGCCUGUGAUGACGAUGUGGAUGGGGAUGGCAUUCCCAAUGGAUUGGAUAAUUGCCUCAGAGUGCCCAACCCACUACAGACAGACCGGGAUGAAGAUGGGGUGGGAGAUGCUUGUGAUAGCUGCCCUGAAAUGAGCAACCCUACCCAGACAGAUGCAGACAGCGACCUGGUGGGAGAUGUCUGUGAUACCAAUGAAGACAGUGAUGGGGAUGGGCAUCAGGAUACCAAGGACAACUGCCCACAGCUGCCCAAUAGCUCCCAGCUGGACUCAGAUAAUGAUGGACUUGGAGAUGAGUGUGACGGGGACGAUGACAACGAUGGUAUCCCAGAUUAUGUGCCUCCAGGGCCUGAUAACUGUCGCCUGGUAUCCAAUCCUAACCAGAAGGACUCCGAUGGAAAUGGCGUUGGUGAUGUGUGCGAGGAAGACUUUGACAAUGAUGCAGUGGUUGACCCCCUGGAUGUGUGUCCUGAAAGUUCCGAGGUGACCCUCACGGACUUCCGGGCCUAUCAGACCGUGGUCCUUGAUCCCGAGGGUGACGCUCAGAUUGACCCUAACUGGGUGGUGCUCAAUCAGGGCAUGGAAAUUGUUCAGACCAUGAACAGUGACCCUGGCCUGGCAGUUGGGUACACAGCCUUCAACGGGGUGGACUUUGAAGGCACAUUCCACGUGAACACGGUCACUGACGACGACUACGCAGGUUUUCUCUUCAGUUACCAGGACAGCGGCCGCUUCUACGUGGUCAUGUGGAAGCAGACAGAACAGACCUACUGGCAGGCCACACCUUUCCGGGCAGUGGCCCAGCCUGGGCUGCAGCUCAAGGCAGUGACAUCAGUAUCUGGCCCAGGUGAGCACCUGCGAAAUGCCCUGUGGCAUACAGGCCACACCCCAGAUCAGGUACGACUGCUGUGGACAGAUCCACGAAACGUGGGCUGGCGUGACAAGACCUCUUAUCGCUGGCAGCUGUUGCACCGGCCUCAAGUUGGCUACAUUCGGGUGAAGCUCUAUGAGGGUCCCCAGCUAGUGGCGGAUUCUGGGGUGAUCAUUGACACAUCCAUGCGCGGGGGGCGUCUUGGAGUAUUCUGCUUCUCCCAAGAAAACAUCAUUUGGUCCAAUCUCCAGUAUCGAUGCAAUGACACAGUGCCUGAGGAUUUUGAGCCCUUCCGGAGGCAGUUGCUCCAGGGAAGGGUGUGAGGUGAUGCCCCACCAGAUCUGGAAUCCUGAUCUGACCCUUUGGCCUUUGGGGUCCAUUCAGGAAACUCUGAGGUCUAAACUACAGCCCCUCAGCCAAACGGAGGAUUCUGCGGCAUCCGUAAGGAGCCCCAGAGGGGUAGUGACCCCAUUGUGCAGGGUUUGGAGGAUCUGAAGGGGUAAUACUCAGGUACUAACCCCAGGAAACACACCGCACAUUGCCAUAAAAUUCCAGUUUUCUAA
This is a messenger RNA of Jaculus jaculus (lesser Egyptian jerboa), 3260 nucleotides long. It is a transcript of the gene Thbs3, whose product is annotated as thrombospondin 3. The transcript is spliced from 23 exons. Lineage: Eukaryota; Metazoa; Chordata; Mammalia; Rodentia; Dipodidae. Gene Ontology annotation, biological process: cell adhesion. Bases 150 to 3020 code for a protein of 956 amino acids. Gene Ontology annotation, molecular function: heparin binding; calcium ion binding. The record is from RefSeq and is a predicted model, not a curated record. Gene Ontology annotation, cellular component: extracellular region.